Messenger RNA from Amphiprion ocellaris (clown anemonefish), 1940 nucleotides. It is a transcript of the gene polr3c, whose product is annotated as polymerase (RNA) III (DNA directed) polypeptide C. Gene Ontology annotation, cellular component: RNA polymerase III complex. The transcript is spliced from 13 exons. Bases 140 to 1792 code for a protein of 550 amino acids. Lineage: Eukaryota; Metazoa; Chordata; Actinopteri; Pomacentridae. Gene Ontology annotation, molecular function: single-stranded DNA binding. Gene Ontology annotation, biological process: DNA-templated transcription. The record is from RefSeq and is a predicted model, not a curated record.
GCGGCACGCCGCCGAAUCCCCGCCGGGCGGAGCCGAACGGAGGAAGUGGUCAUGUGUUGACAUCCCGGAUCCUCCACAUGUGGGCGAAUCUUCACUCUGCGGCAUAAAAAACUGUCCCGGAAAUUAAUUUGUCGGAAAGAUGACUGCCCAGGAGGUUCGUCUUUGUGGUCUUCUGCUUCAUGAACACUUCGGAGAGGUUGUGGAGAAAGUGGGAACACACCUGCUGAGAAGUGGAGCGCAGAAUUUAAGAACCAUCAUCCAUGAAACCGGCCUCUCAGUGGACCUGGUAAAGAAGUCUCUCAUGGUUCUCGUCCAACACGGCGCCUGUUUGUUCAGCUCCGGCCGUAAAGGACCUGGUAGUCCGACUGAGUACCGCAGCGGCUGCGACCGAAUCCUGAGGAUCCUGCGAUACCCGCGAUACAUCUACACCGCAAAGACGCUGUACGGAGACACCGGAGAGCUGGUCGUAGAGGAGCUACUGCAGAGAGGACACAUGACGAUGAGCGGCACGGUGAAAACGGUCGCAGAUCGACUCACGCAGAACAUGGAGGAGGGCCGCAGUAUGGAUUACAGCGAAGUUUCUUCUGCCUUUUCCAAACUGGUGGAGACGCAUUUCCUGCAGCGCUGCCCCAAGCUGGCCGGAGCAGGAACUGCAGACAGCACCAGUCCAGCUGCCGGGGCGACCCCUGCUGCCCCUGGUACCCCCGCUGCCCCAGCCAGCGCCAUCCCACCGACACCAGAGAGCUUCCCCGACUGCUACAAGGUGCCUCAUAUGACCCUGGUAGGGAGAGGCAAACGGCAGCUCGCCGCUGAGGACGGGGAGGACCAGAGGAACGCCAAAAGACAGAAGAUGGACUCAGAGGCACAUGGAGACGAGGGGAUUUACUGGCAGGUGAAUUUUGAGAGGUUCCACCUUCACUUCAGAGACCAGGCCAUCAUCAGCGCCGUGGCCAACAAGCUGGACCAGACCAGCAGUGAGAUUGUGAGGACUAUGCUGAGGAUGAGUGAAGUCACCACCUCACCUGCAGCCACCUGUACGAAGCCGUUAUCAGCCAAUGAGAUCUUCCGGUCCCUCCCAGCCAGCUACAACAUCCCCAGACCCAUCCUGGACCAGUACCUCACUCUGCUGGUGGACGACCCGAUGGAGUUUGUGGGGAAGGCUGGAGAGAGCGGAGGAGGGAUGUACGUCGUCAAUCUGCACAGAGCUCUGGCUAAUCUGGCCCGAGCCACGCUGGAGUCUGUGGUCCAGGAGAGAUUCGGCUCCAGAUCCGCUCGGAUCUUCCGCCUGCUGCUGAGGAAGCGUCACCUGGAGCAGAAGCAGGUGGAGGAUUUCGCCAUGAUUCCUGCCAAAGAGGCUAAAGACAUGUUGUACACGCUGCUGUCACAGAACCUGGUGCAGCUGCAGGAAAUCCCAAAGACUCCUGACUACGCUCCGUCUCGCACCUUCUAUCUUUACACCGUCAACCAGCUUCCUACGGCCAGAAUGCUGCUGCAGAACUGCUACAAGACGGUGGCCAACCUCAUAGAGCGACGCCUGUUCGAGUCCAAAGAGAGCAAGCGUCUGCUGGAGAAAUCGCAGCGAAUCGAAGCCAUCCUGGCGUCUCUGCAGGCCAGCGGAGCCGAACCCGAGCAGCUGACGGAGGUGGAGGAGAUGAUCACGGCUCCCGAGAAGCAACAGCUGGACGCUCUGAAGCUUCACAUCAACAAGUUAGAUUCUGCAGAGAACCAAGUAGAUGAAACCAUCUUUCUUCUGGAGUCCUACGUCAACUCCACCGCCACGUCCACAGGCUGAGACACAUUUAGGAGCUUUACAUUUCACUUUUUGCAUGUAAAACUACUUAUUUUUUGUUUCAGGUUUGAUUGUUUUGUAGGUUAUAAGUUUGAUGUUUCAGUUUUGGUUGUUUUUACGGUAUCAGCAGUGAAUAAACAGAACAAAAAUA